Olea europaea var. sylvestris is the source of this 1213-nucleotide messenger RNA. RefSeq names its product aquaporin SIP1-1-like. Lineage: Eukaryota; Viridiplantae; Streptophyta; Magnoliopsida; Lamiales; Oleaceae. The transcript is spliced from 3 exons. Gene Ontology annotation, biological process: transmembrane transport. Gene Ontology annotation, molecular function: water channel activity. The coding region runs from base 264 to 986 and encodes 240 amino acids. Gene Ontology annotation, cellular component: membrane. The record is from RefSeq and is a predicted model, not a curated record.
CCUCUGUUUGGAAUUUUUCCAAAAUAAGUCAAAAUCAACAUUUCAUGAAUCCCACGGGCUUAAAUAUAACUAUUUUGUUCUGGUUGAAAUUUGAAAGUAGAGGAAAUUUUCUUCGUGAAUUAUUUUGCUUCUUAAGUUUUUACGAUUCGUGUGAAGUAUUACAGGUGAAUCAUAUAAUAAAUUAAGCGGGUUUUUUUUUGGUGUUUCUUUACGUAAAAAUAAAGGGGCCGAAAGUCUGCUGUUUCUGGUAGCUGGAUUGUACUAUGAGGGCAAUUAAGGUAGCAAUCGCCGAUGCGAUAGUGACGUGCUUGUGGGUUUUUUGUGCAUCGUCGUUGGGUGCACUCACUUUCGUUGUGGCUUCUGCUUUUGGGGUUAGCCAAGGCCUGCCUACGCUUUUGAUCACCACUUUUCUCCUUUUUGUUCUUUUGUUUGUAUUCGGAUUUAUUGGAGAUGCGCUGGGAGGCGCCACCUUCAAUCCCACAGGUCCCGCCGCCUUUUAUGCCGCCGGCGUUGGAGGCACUGAGUCUCUUGUCAGCGCCGCCGUCCGCUUUCCUGCUCAGGCAGCUGGUGCAGUAGGUGGUGCACUUGGGAUUCUAGAGGUUAUGCCAGUGCAAUACAAGCACAUGCUAGAUUGUCCUUCUUUGAAAGUCGAUUUGAAUACAGGAGCAAUUGCUGAGGGAGUAUUGACCUUCAUAAUUACCUUUGCUGUCCUUUACAUUGUCCUGAGGGGUCCUACCAACCCAUUUGUGAAGAAUUGGUUGCUAGCUAUGUCAACUGUUGCCUUAGUGGUUGCAGGUUCGAGUUAUACUGGACCUUCCAUGAAUCCUGCAAAUGCCUUUGGCUGGGCAUAUGUAAACAAUACGCACAAAACAUGGGAGCAAUUCUACGUCUACUGGAUCUGCCCCUUCAUUGGAGCAAUAUUAGCUGCGUGGGUUUUCCGUUUUCUAUUUCCGCCUCCUCCAGUCAAGAAGCAGAAGAAAGCCUGAAAUGCUAUUGAUCAUCAAACAAGUCACUUAAGCUUGUCGAUAUUACAAUGUCCUGAACCAGUAUUUUUAGCUUUGAGAUUAUUUUUACAGACAGUCUGCUAUAGGGAUUUGGAAAUUCUAUUCUGCCAGCUACAUCCAAAAAAAUAAAAAUGAAAAAAUUAUGCAUUUUGAUGAGGAAACUUGGAAAUUUUGGUUAAUUUGAAGCUAUAAAAUUUACUCCUUGCCAA